AUGCCAGAGGAAAGAACGGAAUAUUACAGCAUCCUUGCAGCAAAGGAGCCUUACGAGUCAACGGAAACCAUUAGAAUCAGGCUUUCUCAGGCUAAAUUGAUCAAUAAGGACUUCUAUCUAUUCUUCAAAGAAAUCUCAGACCUGAAGAGAAACUAUUCUCAACAUUUACGUAAGAUUAUUGCAGAAAAUGAAAGUUUAGAUAAACUUUUGAAAAGCCAAAUGCUAGAAAAUCAGGUCCUCACUACGGAUGAAAUGGCUCAAUUUAACUUCAACUCCUUGGGCCAAUUGGGCCAAUUGUGGAGUACUGUCAUUGAAGAAAUGAAGACAGAUUUGAAAGCAACAAAUGAAUUUCAACGUACUUUAGAUAAUCAAGUACUUAAAACUUUAAAGGAUUCCACUGAAAAUAAUACCCACUGGAAGGAAAGUAAAAAAUUACACUCAAAAUUGAGUCAAAUUGCUGCGAAUAUUGAUUAUUUUUCAAGGAAGGAUGACCGUAAAGAACAAUUAGAAGAAGCAAAUAGACAAUGGGCCUCUGAUGUUCCUUAUCUAGUAGAAUUGUUCGAAACUAUUGAUUAUAAUCGUUUACAAACUCUGAAGGACUGUCUCUUAGCUUUCCAAACAGGUUUCAGUGACUAUCUAUUAAACACCACUAACCAAUGUGAACAUGUAAUGGAAAAUUUCCUUGAAUUUGAGCCAAUGAAUGAAAUUAAACGUUUUGCAAAAGAUGCAAGUGAGUACAAUUUCCAAGUAUCUAGUCGUAGUCAUGCAAAAGUGUCCCAGCCAGAACAGGGAAUUGCACCCCAACCUGCUGCUGCUAUGUCUCAUAAAGAAAAGAGGAAAAGUACCUUCGGUAAUAUUGGACGUCGUUUCACUUCCUCGUCAAGCGUGGUUCAUCAUGAUUUAAUGAAUAAUGAAUUCUCUGAUUCAAAUAACAAUACUUCCUUGAAAAAUAAAAAGUCUUCAAAUAGAAUAAGAUCUAAAGUUGGUUCAAUCUUUGGUAAGAAAAGUUUAUUGAAGAAUAAAAAAUCUCAAACUUUUAAUAAGAACCAAAAAUCUAUACCAGAAUAUGAAGAGGUUUCCUCCACAGAAAAUUCUACAAGCGCAGGUGCAUAUCACUCGACUACUAGUAUACCACAUCGUCCAACCGCUUCUACGCGUACGAAUUCUGAAUCAUCCUACCAUAACCAACGUCUACAAUCAUCUAUAAAGCAAGAAACGCCAAAGAAGGGCAGCCAGAGUAUACCUUCCGAAUCCUUAUAUGCAGAUAAGGAAGCUACUCCAAGAAAAAUGUACAAUGAACCUCCUCAAGAAGUAGUGCAACAACAGAAUGUACCACAGGACGAAGUUUUAACGCCAACUAAGAAUCAGUCAAUUUUGAUGAGUCAAGCACCUUUACAACCUCAACAAAAGAAUAAAGCGUUACCAGCUCAUCCAAUGCAACACGGUCAACAAGAUGGUAGUCCACGUACUGAAGCUCCUGCCUUACCACCAUCUAGAAAAUACACCCAAAGGCAUUCAGAGCUUUAUAAUGCAGCUCCCGUUUCACAACAAUCACAGGAGCAAGAGCAAUAUCAAGCAGAAAGAAUACCAUCAAUGGUGGCACCUCAAGUAACCGGAGAAUUACAACAAUUGAAUCCACAAUCCACGGGUACAAGUAAUAUUCUACCAGUUAAUAGUCAAUCAUUGUUCCAACACUCAUCAAUUGCUAAUGAUGAAACUGUUAAAGUAGGCUUAAAUGCUAGUGUUGCCGAAGUUAUUAAUGCCAGAUUCAAAGAAGGUGUUAUCCAAGAUUCACAGUUAAUCGGUGAAUUAGCCUUAGAUUAUGUACCAACAAAUGAACUUCCAAUUGGUAUUAACUUGAAAAUCAACAAUAGUAGUAAAUUUGAGAAAAUCAUCUUGAAUCAAGCAUUUGUUGAACAAGUAGACGAUGAACAUUUUAAGAUCAAUCCUGAAUUCAUCAACUCUAGGGUUCUUGGAGCAAUUAAAUACUCUGUUAGUGACACAAUGGCUCCAAUUGUAGUUCAUCCUAUUUGGAAAUUUGAAGAACAUCAAGCUAGUGUUGUUUUAACGGUUAAAAUAGCUAAUUUUGUUCCAAGGAGAAUAAGGAAACUUACUUUGAAAGAUCUAGUUGUUUUUGUCUCUAUUGAUGGAGCUAAUGCCACAAGUGCACUUUCUAAGCCACAAGGUUCCUUCAACAAAGAAAAGAGAAGAAUUACAUGGAGAUUCAAAGAACCACUGGUUUUAGAUAGAGAUGGUGAAGGUGAAAGACUUAUCGCAAGAUUUUUAACCGAUGGUAUUGCUAAAGAAUCUGAGAGGGGUGUUUCUAUUAAGUUCGCCAUCCGUGAACAGCAUGGGGAAGGUAAUGUCGUUGAAAAUAUUAGUGUCGGAAGUGGUAUAUCGUUAGAGGCACAGGAAUUGGAUGUUAAUGAUCCAUUUGGUGGCGAAUGGAAUAAUGUCAACACUACCAACACAUUAGCUGCAGGGACAUAUUAUGGAUUAGCUUGA
This is a messenger RNA of Kazachstania africana CBS 2517, 2505 nucleotides long. RefSeq names its product Syp1p (gene SYP1). Gene Ontology annotation, cellular component: endocytic vesicle; cell division site; cytoplasm. The record is from RefSeq and is a predicted model, not a curated record. Bases 1 to 2505 code for a protein of 834 amino acids. Gene Ontology annotation, biological process: septin cytoskeleton organization. Lineage: Eukaryota; Fungi; Ascomycota; Saccharomycetes; Saccharomycetales; Saccharomycetaceae. The transcript has a single exon.